AUGAAGUUCUCCCUCUCCGCCCUCGUCCUCUCCCUAACCGCAUGCUCAUCCGCCUACGUCACAAUCGGCAGCGCCUGUAAAGGCUCAGGCUACGACUGCGCAGAGAGCCGCUCCGAGGUUGCCGUCUGCAACGGCCGUCUAUGGCAGGUUGCGGCUGAUUGCGGCAAGCAUGGUGUCUGUAUCUGGCCUGGUGGGGAUCCGGCUCCGUCUUGCACUACCGUUUAG
Molecule: messenger RNA, 225 nt
Organism: Aspergillus puulaauensis
Lineage: Eukaryota; Fungi; Ascomycota; Eurotiomycetes; Eurotiales; Aspergillaceae
Exons: 1
Coding region: 1-225 (74 amino acids)
Source: RefSeq, a predicted model, not a curated record